Molecule: messenger RNA, 792 nt
Organism: Phytophthora sojae
Lineage: Eukaryota; Oomycota; Peronosporomycetes; Peronosporales; Peronosporaceae
Exons: 1
Coding region: 1-792 (263 amino acids)
Source: RefSeq, a predicted model, not a curated record
AUGGCGGGGAUGCAUCGCUUUUGGAGUUUUUACGAGGAUGCCUCUUGUAGUGGAGCACCGACUGGGGUCUUCAUUCAGAGGCGGAACGAGUGCGUGUCCCAAGUCACCUCCAGUGGUGCUAACUGCGUUGCUCAGUACGAUGACAGCAACGCGUUGGUAGGGUAUGUCGACGAGAGUUGCCACGAAGGUCGGGCUGCAGGUCUUGAUGAACUCUACAACGGCGAGCCCUACAUGGCGUACGACUACUACUAUGAUACUGCCUGCACGGACUACGAGAAUUCAGCUUCGUACCGAGCUAGCGUCGAUUGUGAGACUUUGUACGACGGCUACUCUCCAGUUAGGAGCGCUACGAUCUCAAUCUCGAACGGAGUGUUGACAUGGACUCGGAAUAUGGGCUCCAUUGGUAGCGCACUUAAGUGUCCUGGUUCAACUGGCCCUGCUACUAUGAGUUUGAUGUGUCAACUGCUGACAUUAACGCCAACACCUGCCAGAACGCGUUCUCCGGCAUCGAAGGUGGAUUCGUUUUCUACAACAAGGCAGCUACCUCCACGACUGACACUUCCAGCUCCGUCAUCAGCGACACAAAUUCAAGUUCAACGGUCACCAGCACGUUCGGCUCGAGCUUUGACGAGUCUGACUCUGCUUCAGCCUCGGCAUCAAGAAGCACGUCCGAGACUAACCAGGACUCGAGCUCAGCAUCCUCGGUGUCGACUUCAUCUUCAUCUGGAAGCGGACUUCCAGACGGUGCGGUCGUCGGAAUUGCCGCCGGAGUCGCAGCCGUUCUCGUCGUGA